UUUUAUUUAUUUUAACAAUAAUACUUAUGUUGGUUUGUGAAAAAAUUGUGAAACAGCCGGUGUAUUGGGGAACAUCAUCAAUGGUAGACGCAGAGAAAAGACUAUUAGCCAACGCACUUCUCGACGAAUCCAACCAAAGAUUCGUCCUCCUGUCCGAUUCUUGCAUCCCACUCUACAAUUUCACAACCAUCUACGAUUACUUAACCGGCACCAAUCUCAGCUUCAUUGGCUCAUUCGACGACCCAAGAAAAUCCGGUAGAGGCCGUUACAACCACAAAAUGUAUCCACAAAUCAACAUCACACAUUGGAGAAAAGGAUCACAAUGGUUUGAAACAACUAGAGAACUUGCUCUUCAUAUUAUCGCAGACACGGUUUACUACAAUGUAUUCGAUGAACAUUGUAAACCGCCUUGUUACAUGGACGAGCAUUAUAUCCCAACUCUUGUUCACAUGUUGCAUGGAGAGAUGAGCGCUAACCGGACCUUGACGUGGGUUGAUUGGUCCAAAGCCGGUCCACAUCCUGGCCGGUUUAUUUGGCCAGAUAUAACCGAUGAGUUUCUUAACCGAAUCCGAUUUAGAGAGGAGUGUGUCUACUAUGGCCGUGGUGGAGAGAAUGUUACAACUUCCAAGUCCAAAAGUACCCAAUUUGAUCAAUUUAGGGAAAACAGAGGACUCUCUGAUGCUACGAUUAAGGUUCCUACUGCUCCAUGGAUGAAAGGUCCUCUCUUGCUUCGACCCAAUGAGAUUGUCGACACUGAGAAGAGGAACAAGCCACGGAAAGUUGAAGAGAAGACGUUUAAGGCGUUGAAUCGUAGAGAGAGUGGUGUUAGGGGAAAGAAAGCGAUGAAGAAAAUCGUGCGUAAUGUUGAAAAGCUUGAUGAAGGCAGUGAUUCUGAAGAAACCCAGAUGGAUGAUUUGAGCGAAUUCGAGUAUUUAGGUCGAAUUGCGGAGAAAAUUGAGUCCAAGGAUAGAUUUGGCGGGAAAAUGCCUUGGGAUAGAGAAGAAGAGAGGUUUAUAUUGAGGAGGAUGAAGAAGGAGAGAGUUCCGACUACGGCUGAGCUUAUCCUCGACGAAGGAUUGUUGAAUAGAUUGAGACGUGAAGCUUCGAAGAUGAGAAAAUGGGUGAAUGUGAGAAAAGCAGGUGUUACUGAGACAGUUGUGAAUGAGAUUAGAUUGAUCUGGAAGUUGAAGGAGCUUGCUAUGGUUAGAUUUGAUGUUCCUCUGUGUCGGAAUAUGGAACGAGCUCAAGAGAUUAUAGAGAUGAAGACUGGAGGCUUGGUUGUGUUAAGCAAGAAGGAAUUUCUUGUUGUUUAUCGAGGACCGAGUUAUUCAUCGGAGGAAACCCGUUCUGGACAAGAUGAGAUUAGCUCAUCAUCAUUGUAUGAGAGAGAAGCUGAUAGGUUAUUGGAUGGUUUGGGACCUCGAUAUAUGGAUUGGUGGAUGAGAAGACCGUUUCCUGUUGAUGCUGACUUGCUUCCUGAAGUGGUUAAUGGAUAUAGGACUCCAUCUAGACGUUGUCCACCAAACACUAGAGCUAAGUUAAGCGAUGAAGAGCUUACCUACUUGAGAAACAUUGCUCAAGCUUUACCGUUUCAUUUCGUCCUUGGGAGGAACCAUGGGCUUCAAGGUUUAGCUUCCGCUAUUGUGAAGCUAUGGGAGAAAUGUAUUAUUGCAAAGAUUGCAAUCAAAUGGGGAGCUCUUAAUACAAACAAUGAGGAAAUGGCAGAUGAACUGAAGGCAAAAUUUCUUUUUUCUUAUGGCCAAUUAGGCAAGGACUUCCUUUCUGAUGAAGUCGCAGAUUUGGUUGAUGACAGAGAGAGAUUACUCAGAGGUUACCAACAUUUUGAAGAAACUAAGCGUGAGAGCGAUAUAGAAAUCUUAGAGGUGGUAACAAAUGGUAAACAGUUGAAGGAAACAAGCAAAAGUGGAACUUUAUUGGAGUUUCAAGAACUUCAAAGAAAAUUCGGAGAAAAGGAGACGAGAAACCUAGAGACUGAAGCUGAGAAAGCAAGACUAGAGAAGGAGCUCAAAAGCCAAGAACACAAGCUUUCCAUUCUAAAAUCAAAGAUAGAGAAAUCAACAAUGGAGUUGUUUAAAUUGAAUACUUUGUGGAAACCAUCCGAGCGUGACGAUGACAUCGAGAUAUUUACUAAUGAAGAAAGAGAAUGCUUGAGAAGAAUAGGGCUGAAGAUGAGUAGCAGCUUAGUUCUUGGUAGAAGAGGAGUCUUUGUUGGUAUAAUGGAAGGUCUACAUCAGCAUUGGAAGCACAGGGAGGUAGCAAAAGUGAUCACGAUGCAGAAGAUUUUCUCCAGAGUUGUCUACACAGCGAAAUCACUUGAAGCAGAAAGCAAUGGAGUACUAAUCUCAAUCGAAAAACUUAAAGAAGGACAUGCGAUACUCAUAUACCGUGGCAAGAACUACAAACGGCCUUCAUCGAAACUGAUGGCACAGAAUCUUUUGACGAAAAGAAAAGCGUUACAAAGAUCUGUUGCGAUGCAGCGACUCGGCUCACUGAAGUUCUUUGCUUACCAGAGAGAGAGAGCAAUAGAAGAUUUGAAGGUGAGUUUGGUAAAUCUUCAAGACUCUGCUUCUGAGUUAAGUUGAUGCAAAAUGAUUUGCAGGGAAGAGCUUGAAAAAGUUUACCUACCAAGGCAACUUUAUUUACUUGACUGGAUCACAUAUUCUUUUUCUUUUACUGUGGUAUUUUUCUAUAAACUUUUUUGAAGUGUCGGAUUAUCAUGUGUAUAUAUCACGUAAUGUCACAUUCUGAAUAAAUAAUUUCAAAUAGU
Molecule: messenger RNA, 2788 nt
Organism: Arabidopsis arenosa
Lineage: Eukaryota; Viridiplantae; Streptophyta; Magnoliopsida; Brassicales; Brassicaceae
Source: the annotation of a GenBank genome assembly